AUGUUUGGAACCUCAAGAAUUGCAACAAAUUGUCUUCUUUUGAGACGCUCCUUGCAGUUUAAGACUUUCGACGGUUCUUCAAAUUCCUGUUUUAACUGUUUAUGUGGACGAAAGCUGCAUGUACCAUCUAGAAGCAUUUUAAUGUUGUCAUCAUCGAACUUCGGUUGUGGACGCCGCCAUGUUCGAACUGUUGAAGAAACAUCCAGGAAAUCUUUAUCAACAUUGACUCCCUCGCCAGAAGAAAGUCUUCUACUUUAUCGCUUUAAAUGGAUCAAACACUUACGCUUUAUAUCAAGAGUUAAGAUCUUACACGUAGCUGUUGUUUCUGCUCUCACGUGGCCAAUGAGCUACUGGUAUUCCAGUGGGAUUAUAUCUUUUCCAACUCUUGUUUGUGCUAUUGCAGGAGCUGCAGGCACAACCGCUGGGUUAGUUGCUCUAAGUUUUUUCUUCCGUCGAGUUGUUGGAGAGAUUUCAUUCCAUGAAGAUUCGCAAUCAGUGAUCAUUUCCAGCUUGACUUUUUGGGGGAAUCGACGCAAUAGAAUUCUUCCCCUGUCCAGCCUGGUUCCACUCUGCGACUCUGGAAUUGACGUGAAGAACACUUUUCACAGGUUAGAACUGUAUGAUUCCAAGGAUGUUUAUCUUCUGAACUUGCGGCAUUGCAAGAUCUUUGAUGAAGCUUUCUUUAGUGUCACUGGAUUGCAUGUAGACCAAACUGCAGCGACAUUGAGAAAAUAG
Porites lobata is the source of this 735-nucleotide messenger RNA. Lineage: Eukaryota; Metazoa; Cnidaria; Anthozoa; Scleractinia; Poritidae. The record is from the annotation of a GenBank genome assembly.